AAAAUUAUAGAGAAACUUUGAUUAAUGAACCAUACCUAAACCAAACCGUUUAGUAUUAUUAGGAAUCGAAUUUUGUACUUAACAACCAAAACCAAACCGAUCCGGUUCAGUUUUACCCACACCUGGUUUUAAUUUUGAACCGCACAACCAUCCAAAUUCCAAAGCUAGAGUCUCUCAGAGCGUUUUUAGGUCGAACCAGUCCUUAAGGGUCCGACCAAUAGAACGUAGUUGCUCGAACUCUUCUUCCAAAAAUGGCGCCUCAUGAAAUUCGCCGUCCUUUCAAGCGACGACCUAUCUCCGAUCAACAGAAACGCCGAGAGCUUUCUCUUAUUCGUCAGACUCAGCAUCGCAGUGAUGCUCAGCAGCGAGCCCGAAACCUCGCCUCUUCCUUAAUCUCGCUCCAAUCCUCCUCUCCCGAUGUCGACCCAGAGAUACUAUCUGAAGCCGUGCCUGAGCUUGUAGGAACCGAAUCGGAAUCGAGUAGCUUUGACGUUCGUCAAGCUUCGAGGCUCAGAGGACCUGAGGCACGCAAGUGGUUCGCAAAGCAGCUAAUGUUACCUGAAUGGAUGAUCGACGUCCCUGAUAAUUUAAGCCAAGAUUGGUAUGUGUUAGCAAGACCAGCUGGGAAAAGAUGUUUUGUAGUUUCAUCUGAUGGAACAACUGUUAGUAGAGUACGAAAUGGGUCCACUUUGCAUCUUUUCCCUUCUGCAUUACCUGGUGGUGCGAGGAAAAAAGGCGCUUCUGGCCCUGCAAACUCGUACUCUAUACUAGACUGUAUCUUUCACGAGUCGGAUCAAACAUACUAUGUGAUUGAUAUGGUUUGUUGGAGAGGUUACUCGCUUUAUGAAUGCACAUCAGAGUUCAGGUUCUUUUGGUUGCAAUCGAAACUUGCUGAGACCGGUGCUUGUGAUCCGCCUUCCGUCUACCACAAGUUCAGGUUCAGUGUAGUUCCUUUUUACAACUGCGACCAAAGCGGACUUCACUCAGCUUAUACAGGAUCAUUACCUUAUGUCAGGGAUGGAUUGUUAUUUUAUAACAAACAUGCACAUUAUCAUACUGGAAAUACUCCUCUGGUGUUGAUAUGGAAGGAUGAGAGCUGUAGUCAGUAUGUCAUCGAUACUGAUAACAAUGGAGAAGUUCCAAACCAACAACAUAUUGUCUUGGAGUUGCAAGAAGAAGGAAAACUUGUAACAUCUGAUGAUCCACCUGUACCAUUCAGUUGCUUAAAUGCAGAUUUUGUAAAACAGGUCUGUUCAGAAUAUAAUGGAGUGGUUUAUAUAUCCUGAUCAGCCUUUAAACCAAGAUUAUAUGAUCAGCAUUUGGAAAAAUUGAAAAUUGAAGAACAUAUCUAUAUUUCUUAUGAUGAAUGAUGAUUAUAUUAGAAAGUGGACAGAUCUUGUAUCCUCUGUUUUAUGAAUGUUACUGUAUAAUAUCACUGGUUGCUUCAUACUCAGUGGUAGUAUCUAUACUGUGUCUAUGUUUGUUAUAGACUCUAUGUACUCGUAAGUUAGUGAUAUUGCUUAGUAAUAGCUUCUUUGAGUUCUUUCUAGGACCAACAGAGCCCUCUAGCUUAGUACUGCUCUGUUUGUUAUAGACUCCAUGUACCCAUAAUAACAGAUUGUAAAGAUGAUUUCGCACUGUGUUAAUUUGCUAAAUGUGUGGUUCGUGCCAUGUUGGAUAUUACAGUCAGGGCUGUCUUCAGGAAGUCUUAUUCGCUUUGCCAUUGGCGAUGGAGGGCUGAAAUGUGUGGAUGGUAGAUUUGAGAAGGCGGAUUUGCAAUAUAUCGGUGUAUCAAAUCGAGCCCGAGCCUUUGCUGAUAGCUAUUCCAAGAUCAUGUUUCAAUAUAUGGCCCGACAUUCUCCCCUGAAAGUAGAAGAUCUUGCUUCUACGAUUUCACCUGAGGACCAACAGGACAAGCCCCCUGAAGUGGAGAUGUCCGAUUGACGAGAAGAGAGUCUAAAGUAUAUUGUUUGGUCACUGUGUUGUGUUCGUGGAAACAGAGGGAAGUAAAUUUUGAAAAACGUAGCCACGUUUUUUUGGCUUCUCAUAUGAUGUAAGAUAGUUUGUUCUAUGAAAAUGAGAAAAAAUAAAUCGUUACUUAAAUUGUCUAUAGAGUAAAUCCCUGCAAAUUGAAGAAAUCAACAAAUCUUGACCAAUAGAAUUGCGUAAAACCCUGUUAAAAAACAGUUCCAAGAAGCUAAUUGUUUUGAAGGAAAACAAUGUAAUACAAAAAAAUCAUCCAGCUGAUGUGGUGGGCUCGCAGCUAUCGUGAGUGCAAGCCAAAACAUCUCUGUAAUCUCUAGAGAUGUUGAAGGAGUCAUACACUUGGCCAGUGCUGCUCUUCUUGUACUCAAAGAGCAGUGAUGAGUGAUCGGAAGCAGUCAACUUCACAAACCCAAAGUCGUAGUCUCUGACCAAACUCCAUUUGGGUACAAGUGAGCUAAAGGGAGACAAGUGACUUCCUGCACCAC
Arabidopsis thaliana (thale cress) is the source of this 2471-nucleotide messenger RNA. RefSeq names its product snurportin-1 protein. The record is from RefSeq and is marked reviewed. The coding region runs from base 252 to 1286 and encodes 344 amino acids. Gene Ontology annotation, cellular component: cytoplasm; nucleus. Gene Ontology annotation, biological process: snRNA import into nucleus. NCBI's taxonomy places the organism in Eukaryota, Viridiplantae, Streptophyta, Magnoliopsida, Brassicales, Brassicaceae. The transcript has 6 exons.